This is a messenger RNA of Pygocentrus nattereri (red-bellied piranha), 3902 nucleotides long. It is a transcript of the gene mcm10, whose product is annotated as minichromosome maintenance 10 replication initiation factor. Gene Ontology annotation, cellular component: replication fork protection complex; nucleus. Gene Ontology annotation, molecular function: DNA replication origin binding; single-stranded DNA binding. The record is from RefSeq and is a predicted model, not a curated record. Gene Ontology annotation, biological process: DNA replication; DNA replication initiation. The transcript is spliced from 18 exons. Lineage: Eukaryota; Metazoa; Chordata; Actinopteri; Characiformes; Serrasalmidae. Bases 146 to 2866 code for a protein of 906 amino acids.
CGACUACUGGAAAAGGGCUUAGUUAUGAUGUAGUCGUAACAUUGUUGGAUCAUUUAUUGCUGGGCAGGGGGUAUAAGGUUUACAUGGAUAAUUUCUACACUAGUCCCAGCCUUUUCGCUGCUCUGCUACAGGAGAACACCCUUGCAUGUGGCACCUUCCGUACCAAUUGGCAAGGCUUCCCACAAACAAAAAGGAACGAUCUUCCAAAGAGAGCAAAGAGAGGAACCAUCCGCUGGUGCAGACGUGGGAAGCUGCUGUUUGUGAAGUGGAUGGACACAAGAGAGCCGAAGAUGAAAACCUGGACAUGCUGCUCUCUCUUUUUGAAGAGAGUGAGGGUCAGAAUUCAGAGACCUCCACUGCUCGAGAAGGGGAGGACAAUUUGGAUGAUCUCUUUGAUGACGACUGUGAUGAAGGCGAAGAUUAUGCUGAGCCAGAGGAGGAAGAGGAAAAAGACAUGGAGUCAGCAAACUCAAGCCCAGGAGGGAAAAGUGAACUCAGGAAAUCUAAAGAGGACCUGGAGGAGGAGCUGAAAAGCAUGCGAGAGAAGAUGCAAAAACUACAGCAGCAGCUGGAGGUGUCUCAAAAAGGUGUGGUCUCCCAGCCCAUACAUAAUCCUUUGUCACAGAGACAAAGUACCAAACUUUCAUCAGCAACACAGCGUUCCACCAAGCAUCUGACAUCCCCCCAGCAAUGCAGCAAACCUGCCCUACAAACAAACCCCAGCAUCCGGUCAUCUCCAACAGCCCAGAAAGUAGCAACAUUGUCUCCACCCCUAGAAGCAAAUGGGAAACAGAGGACUGAAUAUCAACCCAAAGCUGCCUCCUCUGAAAAGCAGAGUCUGCUGGGACAGAAUGUGAGCAACAGGUUGUCACAGCCAGCGAGGACUAGCUCUAAAAUCAGCAACACAAUGAAGUCACCCCCAUCAAGUAAAAGCGUUGGUGUAACUCCUCCCGUGGCAAGACAAGCCACACCCCGACCCUCUGUCACUCAGGAUGUCACUGUGGAGAAAUACUCAGGUCUCCGGCUUAGGAGACCUCGUCUGUCCUCGGUAGAAAUCGAACACAAAAUGGCUAACCGCAGAAUGAUCAGGCUUUCACAGUUGCCUGAUCGACUGGCCAGGGACAAUCUAGAAGACAGUGACUGGGUGACCUUUGCUGUGGUGAUAAGUAAAAUCACCCCACAAAGCAAGAACAAUGGCAAAACAUUCAGUAUCUGGAAGCUGAAUGACCUUCAUAACCUUGAGGUAAAUGUGUCACUGUUCCUCUUUGGAAGUGUUCACACAGACCUGUGGAAAACAGACACUGGGACAGUGAUUGGCAUACUUAACCCCAACCAAAUGAAGAAUAAAGAUGGAUCAAAUGAGCUCUGCCUCACAGUGGACCAUCCACAGAAGGUUCUAAUGUUGGGGGAAGCCAUGGAUUUUGGUACUUGCCAGGCUAAGAAGAAGAACGGGGAUUCCUGCACACAGUUGGUCAACUUGUAUGAAUGUCAGUACUGCCAGUACCAUGUUAAAGCACAGUACAAGAAGAUGAGCUCAAAGAGAGCAGAGCUUCAGUCCAGCUUCACAGGCUCGGCCCCUGGAAAAAAAAAGGGCAAGGGUGGUUUGAGGGAACGCCUCUGUCAGAGUGACUUCCACUAUGGGGGCAUGUCCUCACUUGCCUGUGCACCAUCAGUGACUGCCCCACAGCCAAAGAAACAGCCCUCAAUUCAAGCAGUUUUGGCUUCUAUCCCCUCCAAGAAGCUUGCACUGACUUCAGGUGAAAUGUCUGGAUGUUCAGAUGACUUCAAAAGCCUAAUGUCCAUGCCUACACCAGGAGCUCUUCAAAUGAAGAGGCACUUGGGACAAUUUCAGUCAGCAGAGGCGUCUGCAUCAACAGUCCAGUCCAUCUCUGCUGCUGACCUCCUCAAACAGCAGAAAGAGCUGCACAGGCAGAGGAUGCAGGCCAGACAGAAGAGGGCAGAAGAGAUCCAGAAGAGGGUGCUGCAGAAAACAGGAGGUACAGUGGUUCCAGCUAAACCCUCUAUAAACAGUGGUGCUCUACUCACUCAGAAAGCAGGGUCAGAGGUUCCAAAGGGCUCCUCUCCACCUGCACGCCGUCUCAGUGCCCCUCAUGUACCCACCCUGGGAAGAGGCUUUGUGGAGGGGGAGGAUAUUCUGCUGGACAUGUCGUUGUCGUCUCCUCCUCCUCCCUCAAAAAGCUUAUCAGCUGCAAAGAUGGCUGCAGUGAGAAAGCUCCAGGCCAAAGGAGUGGCCAUUGUUAAAGAUGACCCUAACUCUGUGAAGCGCAAGCGGCCCAGCAGCAGUGAGAUCACCGUCAGAGUGCAGCGCAGCCUGACCUCUCCUGAAGAUGAGAAGACAACUGCUGAAGAGGAGGAACCAGCUCAGAAGAAGAGGCGGGAACAGCUAGAAUAUAUCCAGUCAGAAGAGUUUCAGCACAUUCUGAAUGCAAAGUCUACAAACUCCUGGAUUAUGGGAGAGGUGGAAAUGCAAGCUAUGCAGGACUACUUUGAGCCACUGGUGCAGAAGGAGAAGCUGGAAGAAAAGAUGAAGAGUAUCAGAGAAAUAAAGUGUCGCGCAGUCACCUGUAAAAAUUGCAAGUACACGCACUUCAAGCCGGCCGAGCGCUGUGUAGAGGAGAAGCAUGACUAUCACUGGCAUGAUGCUGUCAAGCGCUUCUUUAAAUGCCCCUGUGGCCAGAGGAAGAUCAGCUUGGCCCGCUUCCCAAGUACAGCCUGCAGCAACUGUGGCCUGUUCAAGUGGGAAAGAGACGGCAUGUUAAAGGAGAAGAAUGGGCCGAAGAUUGGAGGAGAGCUACUGUUGCCACGCGGUGAAGAGCAGCCCAAAUUCCUCAACAGUAUGAAAUAGAGCCAGCAGCCUACGUUUGCUCCAUCUGCUCAAGGAAACAAAGUAGUGAAGCUGGAAACCUCUCUCAGGCUUAGGGUUUGGCAGAAUGUUGAUUUAAAAAAAAAAAAAAAAUUCAGGUCAGCAUAAGAGGCCAUUGUAGAUUUGAGAUGUUGCAAUUGAUUUGCAGCUCCACUUUUCUUUACCUCACGUGCUGGUUGGCAUCAACUGUUUGUUUUAUUUGUUUGUGUUGUAAUGCAUUUUAAGUGAUGAUUUUAGCUUUUACUGUUUAUGAGCAUUUGUAUCACGAAUGGCUGUGGUAAACAGCCUAAAUUAAAGUAGCACGAGUCCACACAUUCUUUACCCACUGUCCUUAAUCCUUCUCACAUCCAAGUAAAUAGAUUUGAGUGGGUGUGGUUGAUGGCGGCAGCACACAUACCUUCUGACAUAUUGUGAGCUUUCAUUGCCUCAAAUUCAGGGUUCAGGAGAAAUUCAUUUCUCUUCUGUCAUCCAGGUGACUUGGGGAGGAUGAAAGAUGGAGCUGAAGAAGUUCAGUAAAGUCAGUAAAUCGUUCAAAGUGGCCCUUGCUCGUUUCACUGUCUGUCUAAGCUUUCAACUCUGGAAUGUUCAAUUCUGCUGCCAGCAAAGAGGCCUACUGCCUGUCAGACGAUUUGUGCAGGGGUAUGUGAGCGCAAGUAUAACUGUAUGCAGGAUACAGCUGUGCAUAUUUUGCUUUUCUCCCCUCUCCCUCCCUUCCUUAUUCAGUUCUAGUGAUUUAAAAGAUGCUGUAAGGGAGAUUUUUAAAGUUAUUUAUUAAUUUCCAGCAUCAAAUUACAGCAUUUUUGUGCUUUAAUCCAAGUGAAUAGCACAGCAGAUAUCUGGCAGGUGGUGGAGAAAACAGUAGGGCAGUUCUUUCACAAAUUAUAGCAUUUCUGUUUAAGUUCUAAGGUUAAUUGUUAUUUUUAGAGGGUUGCAAUAACAGUUUAAUGUGUUUUUUUUUAUUUUUUAUUAUUAUUUUUUUUUAAACACUUUCAGUAAUGGUAUAUAUCAACAUAUAAUC